Messenger RNA from Labrus bergylta (ballan wrasse), 3322 nucleotides. RefSeq names its product LIM homeobox transcription factor 1, alpha-like (gene lmx1al). Gene Ontology annotation, biological process: regulation of transcription by RNA polymerase II; neuron differentiation. Lineage: Eukaryota; Metazoa; Chordata; Actinopteri; Labriformes; Labridae. Gene Ontology annotation, molecular function: DNA-binding transcription factor activity, RNA polymerase II-specific; RNA polymerase II transcription regulatory region sequence-specific DNA binding. Gene Ontology annotation, cellular component: nucleus. The record is from RefSeq and is a predicted model, not a curated record.
AUGUGUUUCUAAGAUUAUGACAGCUUAUAAAGUGAACCAAAAUUUUCAGAUGUUUUGAUGAAGCCUAAUUAUGGUUCACAGUAACUGCUCUCAUCUGCAUUUAUCUUUGUCCCGUUCAUAAUGUGUUACCAGGAUAAGAAGUUUGAGUGUUCAUAGAUUCUAUUACAUUUGCUAAGUAGUAUAGUAGCCUAGUUGAGCACAGAUAGCAACACGACGGGAUUUACGUCUCACCUCAAGUCUUUUCCCAAUCAAGUGCGCCCUUGGAAGUCUCCGUCUCCGAACACAAAUGAAGAAGCUCAUCUUCAUGUGAGUUAUCAAUAGGCUGCAUCAUCGCUCAUCUUCCCCCAUCAUCUUCCGCACCUUCUCCCUCCCUCUCUCUCUCUCUCUCUCUCUCUCUCUCUCUCUCUGUCUGUCCAUCUCCUCCCUCUUCACGCACAGAACAGUCAAGGCGCACACACGGCUGGCACAGAAACACAGGAGAGACAAUAGAGAAUAGUUUGGGUCAUCAUGGUAUUUGGAUUAUUACCGUAAGCAGCAUGCGCUCCGGACUGUGAGAUACAGGUGAACUAUCUGAAAACGCCGCUGUUCUUCUACUGGACGAAAGUUCCCGCACGUUUUCAUGUUGCCAACUGAGAUUUCUGGAGGAGUGUGUUUCACCUCAAGCGAUCACACUGAGGGAAGGAGAGAAGGGAUGAAAACAGAGGAAAGCCAGCAGUCCUGUCUGCAGCAGCCUCCAUCCUCAACGCCUUUCGGUCCGGAGUUCAGGGGAGGGGGAGAGCUGUGUGCCGGCUGCGAGGCUCCCAUCGCCGACCGCUUCCUGCUGCGCGUGAACGAGCGCUCCUGGCACGAGACCUGCGUCAAGUGCGCCGUGUGUUUGAGUGCGCUCACCGGGACCUGUUACUGCAGGGACCGACUCCUGUACUGCAAGCACGACUAUGAAAAGCUGUUUGUAAGGAAGUGCAGUGCCUGCCUGCAAGUGAUUGGCCGUUCGGAGCUGAUAAUGCGUGUGCAAGGCCAGGUGUACCACCUGGGCUGCUUUACCUGCUGCGAGUGUGAACGCCGGCUGCAAAGAGGUGAUGAGUUUGUGCUGAAAGAAGGCCAGCUGCUCUGCCGUAUGGACUAUGAGAAGGAGAGGGAGAUGCUGGCCGCUAUAAGUCCCACACCGACUGAAUCAGUAAAAAGUGAGGAUGAGGAUGGUGGAGGAGGCUCCGGUGGGGGGAAAGCUGGUGAUGAAGGCAAGGAGCACAAGCGUUCAAAACGACCACGUACCAUCUUGACCACGCAGCAGCGCCGUGCUUUCAAGGCCUCCUUUGAAGUGUCCGCUAAGCCUUGUCGUAAGGUGAGGGAGACACUGGCUGCAGAGACUGGUCUGACAGUCCGAGUUGUGCAGGUGUGGUUUCAAAACCAAAGAGCCAAGAUGAAGAAGAUAGCUCGCCGACAGCAGCAACAGCAGCAGCAGCAACAGGAACAAGAGCAGCUGGGAGGGACCCGGAGAGGACCCAGCCGAGGAGGCCGCCAGAGCAACGAUGACAGUGAGGAUGGCUCUAGUACCCAUGGCAUGGAUGGGAUACUGGGGUAUCCCUCUCUGCCACGUCAGCAACUACUUGCUCUGGACCCAAACAUCUAUGGUGGAGAGCCUUUUCGACAUGGACUUACACCACCACAGCUGAACGGCGAGCAGCUCCAUUCCUAUGACUCAGAGACAGUGUUCCAUGACCUGGACAGCGAUGGCAGCCUUGGUCACCUUGGAGACUGCCUUUUGGCAACAGGAGAUGGCAGUCUCCUGGCAGGGCGGGUGGGAAAUCCCAUUGACCGUCUCUACUCCAUGCAGAACUCCUAUUUCACCUCCUGACCCUUAUAAACUACCACCCUUCCCCUCCGGUUCCACCUUUCACCUCAGAGAUGCAGCUAACGGAGUCCGUCCAUCGUCAUGUCUGUGGGACUACUCUCCAUGAGAAUGCCUACACCCAAACACACGUCAGAGCUUUUAUCACAGGGCAAAAUCAUCCGAGGUCAGGCAUAGACACAAUAAAACUUUGAAGCAGAUUAGCAUAAUGUUUGCAUUACUAUUCCUCGAUGAGAAUCACGUGCUGGAAAUACAGACACUGUAAAUGUCAAAGAUGUGUAAGAGGACCUAGAUUUCUCCUGUUGUAUUUAUGUAAUGUUAAACAAAUUUCAUAGCACUUUCCAACAAGUACAGACAAUUAUCAAACACUUAUAUGUAUAUCAUGCAUUACAGAAGAUAAUUGAUUGUUGAAAGUGAAUUCCUAAAUCAAGUAACGUGUAUUUAGGUUUCUCAGCAGGUCUUACAGAAGCUGAGGGUCUAACCUAAAUCUGUUAAUUGCAUUUUUUUUUGGGACAGGACUAGUGAUUAGUUAUUGUGUGUGAAAGACUGCAGCGUAUACAAUUAUGUAUAUGGAUUGGAGUACUUUUUUGCUCUCAGGUUAGUUUGUAUAAUGUAACCUGGGCUUUCUCAGGAUAAUGUGCUGGAUAGGAUUAUACUUUAAUUUACCCAAUGACUCAAUGAUAAUAGAUCACAAAAAGGGAAAAUCUCUCUAUUUAAAAUGACGAACUACAUGCUUAGUUUUUGUUAAUGCAUGACAUGUAUAAUGUGGACCAAAAAUGUCUUCUUUUUUUAGCAUUUAGUCAAUACAGGGUCUUUUGAAAAGCCUUAAGUGGACACAGGGUUGUAUAAGUUAUUCUAACAUAAGCCUUCUUUCUCUUUUACAACUAAAUAAAAGAGGAGCACUGCAGUUAAGAUGACCAAUAGAAAUAAAAUGCCCAAAAGUUAGGACACUGGGUACAUGAUGAUGUACUCAAAAUGUAUAUGUGAGUAUGGCUGUGGUAUAAUUAAUUGUAGUCACUUUCUGUAAUAAUUUCCUUAUCAAGCAUCUCAAGUAAGAUGUUAGGUAGACAUUUUGUACAUUCUUCUGUGAUAAUCUGCAAAUAUUUAAACUGUAGCAUGAUGUUUAUGUGUCACAAGGUAGAUCUAAAGGAACAGCCUCUCAAGUGCCGUUGGAUGCAGAAGCAUCAGGAGAAGACUGACUCAUAAUACGGUGCAGAAUAAAUUAGAAUUAGGGUGAUACUUGUUUCAUGAAGUGCCAUUGAUCAGCUACAGCUUGUGAAAUUCUUUCAUGGCAUUAUGUUGAACUCUAUUCCCUGACUCAUGGUAUUUUUACAGUGAUAUUUUUGUGAACGUAACUUAUUUGUGAGGUAUUAGGCAAGUUCCUAUCUUAUGUUUUUUGUUCAGUGACUGCUAGGUGAUGUGCUUUGAAUGUAAUAUUGAUGUAUCUUCAAUACAACUUGCAGUUUCAUCUUUGGA